AUGCUUAUCAAUGGCAACGACCCGCCCAUCGAUGGCGGGCGGCCUCUCACUGCCUGUAAGGCCGACAUAAUGACCGCCACUAAUAGUGAGCCGUUCUCAGGACAGACCGGACACCCCAUCCAACACAUGCACUCAUCACUGGCCGACACUCUUAGGGCCAAUGGAGUGCUCACUCACCCAAUGGCCGCCACACCCGUCAUCAUCACCGCCAACACAUCCGCAGUCAAUAAUAACGGCUCUCUAACCAAUGGCGACGACCCGCUCAUCAAUGGCGGGCCGCCAGUGGUCUCUACGGACGUCACGAUCGACACCAAUACGAAGAAUACGAGUGAUCUGUCGUUAUCUCUGCCACCGCCUACACGACAGCACCCGUCGGCACUCAUGGACUCAUCACUGCCUUCACUCGUGUGUCGGAAGACAUGGCAUGCGUUGGCUGAGCGUCGAGUUGCUCGGGAUUUGACGGCUAUCGGCAGUUGCGUCGGCCGCGCUGUCGCCCGAAGUAAACCACUCGUUGAUAACAUUGUCAUUGACUGCAAAAUGUCGCACAGGAAAAAACCUAAGGUUACACUUCUAAAGCGUGUCUUAAUUGCGAAUAUAAUGCAUAGAGGAUUGAGUGGUAACCGCGGGGCCGAUGGCGUCCACAAUAACACAAUGGCUGAAGAGAGGCCCGAAUCGGCCGCUUCUCGAGAAUCUACUGAAUCUGAUUACGAGAGGCGUAAUCUCUGCGGACAGAUAAGCGAAGUAACAAAACUGAACGAAGAGUUGGAAGUGAGAGUCAACACACUUGAAGCCGCUGUCGUCACUAAACAGGACACCAUUAGCGCUAUUAUUAGACAAAACGAGUCUCUAAUUAAACAAAAUGAGUCUCUCAUUAGACAAAACGAGUCACUUCUGGAUGAGUGCCGAACGCUCCGAAUGCGAGUCGACUCCCGAUUCACCCAAAUAUCUAUGCUUAUCAAUGGCAACGACCCGCCCGUCGGUCCGCCAGUGGGCGCCACCACUGAGGCCUCGACCGCCCAAACGCCAGCACAGACUGAGCCGUCAUCGCCGCCAACGCCCACCACAGGACACACCGCACACCCGAUGCCAGACAUGCACUCAUCACUUGCCGGCACUCUUAGGGCCAAUGGAGUGCUCACUCACACAAUGGCCGCACCCGUCAUCAUCACCGCCAACACAUCCGUAGUCAACAACAACCACAACAACACCGACUCUCCCUCUAUGACGGGCGGCGACGGUGUGACCGCUCGAGCGAUACUCGUGUGUCGGAAGACAUCGCAUCCGUUCGCCGAGCGUCGAGUGCCGGUGGAUAUGACGGCCGGCGCCCCGGCGUUGGCCGUGAAGGUCGGCCGCGCUGUCGCCCGAAGUAAACCAUCCGACGAUAACUUUGUCUUUGACUGCAAAGUGUUGUCCAGAAAUCACGCGUCGCUUUGGUUUGAGGAUCAAAAGUUCUACCUUCAAGACACGCGAUCGUCAAACGGCACGUUCGUCAACAACCAGAGGCUGAGUCCGGCCAACGAGGAGUCGGCGCCGCGAGAGGUCUACUCCGGAGAUGUGGUCCAGUUUGGUGUGGAUGUGAUGGAGAACCAGAAGAAAGUGACUCACGGCUGCAUUAUUGCCACACUUCGGCUCUACUAUCCCGACGGAACGGAGGCCAAGCAUCCGGACAGUCAGUCGCAGCACUCGAACCAAUCGGGUGGAGGAGGAGGCACGGCAUCGGUGGCCAACGUAUACAUUAGUUCGCAACAGUUGUACGCACUGUCGCAGUAUCUGACGGAAGCGCUACAUCGGGAACAGAUACUGGAGAACAAGUUGGAGACAUUGGAACGGGUGGUGAGCUCUGCGCAGGAGUCGGCGAACGUCGGCUGGAAGUCGUUGGUGGAAGAGGACCGUCUACUUAGUCGUAUUGAAACGCUUCAAAACAAACUCCAAAUAUGCCUCAACUCGACGGCCAACAGUCAAUCGUCGGCCACAGCCGUCACCGCCAACAACAACAAGGAGAGCGUCGACAGUACGGACAGCGCUGUGUCGACCCUACAGUACGUGCGCGAAGAGAUGCUCAAACUCAUUGACGAUAAGGACCGGUACGAGUCGGCGGCCAAAGAGGCCAUUCAACGGUCUCUGGAGGAGAAGCUGAUUGUAUUGACGCGUUUGCAUGAGUUCGAGGUCUCCGCCCAUAGCAAUGAGGAAGAGUGCGCUCGACUCCAAGAGGUGUGCGCCACGAGUGCCCGCGAGAUCGACCGACUCGCCAGUCGUAAUGACGAGUUGGCCAAAGAGAUUGACGCCUACGCCGCGCGCCUGAAGGGCGCCGAAGACCAGAAGAUAGCGCUCAUUGAGGCGACCGCUAAAGAUCGCGAAGAGUUGGAGGAAGUGAUGGCAAAACUGACGGCCAAAGAAGCGGAGAACAGCGCAGUCAUUCGAGAGCUCCGGGCGGCCAACGACACGGCGAACCUCCAACUCGAGGGACUUCGGCUUCAGCUGGAAGUGAGGCGUCAGCAGCAAAGUGUGGCGCAGAACUCAAUGAUCGCCACCACCGCCGACGGUCACAGCGUUGUCGCCGUCGACAAUAAUAACACCGAUACUAUCAUCGAUGGCCACAACGAAGACAAUGUGAACAACAGUGUCAAUGCCAUCGGCGAUGAGUUGCAAAAAGUGCGCAAAUUGUUAGCCAUAAGUGAUGCCAAAUGUAAUGAAUUGAGCGCCGAAUUGGCAGAACUGAAGAGCGGGAACACCGAUAGUGUCCUCACACUCACUGAGUCGACCACAACCACCACUACAACCAUAACCGCCACUCCAACAGAACACAUGAUCGACACGACAACAACGCGGCCACUGAUUAACGGCGAAUUGAGUACAAAUGAUAACAAUAUAAUUGACACGACAACAGUAUGUGUGGACAGCAGUAGUAUUUCAAGCAGUGAUGGUGUGAUUACUUGCGCCCAACAGUCCGUCACAGCGAACACAGAUUCGACGACCGCUGCGGCGCCCGAAGUGCCGGUCACAGCGGCCGCCGAUCACCAGACGUCUAGUCAACAGCUGAGCUCUGAAAUUGAUUUAUUGAAAGAACUAUUGGCCGAAACGCGAGCGGCGAAGAAGGUUACGGACGAAGAGUUGUCGCGAACGGUCACCGAAUUGGAGAACUUGCGGUCACUGACCAAACAGUUGUCGCGGGAAUCGGACGACGCUCUCGACAGGUUAGAGCGGACGGCGCGAGAAGUGGACGAACGGAAUGCGUCGAUACAAGCGCUCAAGAAUCAGAUCAACGAGUCUCAGGAACGGGUGAGACAGGCGGCCGACGACUGCGCCCAAACUCGACGCCAAUUGGCCGACACGGAGCGGGUUUGCGGUCUGAAGGACUCUGAGUUGAGUAGUUUGCGGGUACUGUUGGACGAGGAGCGCAAAGUGCAACAGAAAUACGCCAACAACUAUGACCAGUGCCGCAGACAAUUGGCCGAACAGCAGGCGCUCACUAAACAAAGCCAAACCGAAGCGGAACUGUUGCGCAAAAAGGUGUACAACAAGAAUGAAGAGUUGCGAACGUCGCGCAACAAUCUGUCGGCCGUCGGCGCGCCCACAGUGUCCGCCGAAGACCACGAACGGGUGGCCAAUGAGUGCCAAACUUUACGCGCGCGACUUGACUCCCGGGACAACGAACUGUACGCGUUUCGGGCGGAGAACCAGAAGCUCGCCGGCGAUCACCAGUCACUUCAACAGUCGUAUCAAUUACUGCAACAAAUCAAUCGCGAAUUGGAGGCCAGGGGUGACCGCUAUUGGAAGGAACGGUACGAUUCAGCCGUCGGUGACGUCCAA
Messenger RNA from Medioppia subpectinata, 3810 nucleotides. NCBI's taxonomy places the organism in Eukaryota, Metazoa, Arthropoda, Arachnida, Sarcoptiformes, Oppiidae. The record is from the annotation of a GenBank genome assembly.